This is a messenger RNA of Closterium sp. NIES-67, 489 nucleotides long. The record is from the annotation of a GenBank genome assembly. Lineage: Eukaryota; Viridiplantae; Streptophyta; Zygnematophyceae; Desmidiales; Closteriaceae.
AGACUCUUGGCUCCCUACUCAAAUCAUUCUUUUCUCCUCAAAGCUAGUUCCUACAACCCUUGUCUCUACUGUUAUGAAAGAACAGAUUCAGCAAUUGUAGAUGUGUUGUCUCCAGGGCUCUCGCUAGCCCUUUUUCACUUUCUAACUAAUCCUACGGGCCCUUCGAGCAACCCUCUGUUAGAAACUGAGUCGCCUACCAUUGAUUUCAAAGGGCACGCCUACUAUGCGACUUCGUAGAAGGGCACAACUUCUCUCUACGGCAGAAAGGGAAACUAACCUGAACCUUGGUGAACCGAACCUAUCUGCGAGAUAAACCUGGUGCACAUGGUCAUAAUUGGGGACAUGAGCAAAAUAGGAGACAGUUAAGAGAACGUUAUGCUGUAGGGUGCUAACGCGAUAUUGUGACAACGUUUGGCAGAGAACGUUCUCGCAUGGUUCAUUGAACUAGCAUUAGGUCUUGCCCUUGUUGUACCAUGUCCAAUCUUGAUU